This is a messenger RNA of Rhinichthys klamathensis goyatoka, 864 nucleotides long. Its product is annotated as inhibitor of growth protein 1-like. NCBI's taxonomy places the organism in Eukaryota, Metazoa, Chordata, Actinopteri, Cypriniformes, Leuciscidae. The transcript has 2 exons. Gene Ontology annotation, biological process: positive regulation of DNA-templated transcription. Gene Ontology annotation, cellular component: nucleus. Bases 1 to 864 code for a protein of 287 amino acids. The record is from RefSeq and is a predicted model, not a curated record.
AUGCUGAAUACUGCCAGCUGGGACCCGAUACACAUCGCUAACUAUGUAGGAGAAUACUUGGACUUGGUUGAGUCUCUGCCUUUCGACCUACAAAGAAACGUGUCUCUUAUGAGAGAAAUUGACUCCAAAUACCAAGACCUCCUCAAAGAGUUAGAUGAGGCCUAUGAGAAACACGGACAGGAAGAGGACCCCAUCCAGCGAAGGCGUUUGCUGCACUUUAUCCAAAGAGCCCUUAUCCAAAGUCAGGAACUGGGCGAUGAGAAGAUCCAACUCGCUAGUCAGAUGGUGGAGAUGCUGGAGAAUCGUAGCCGGCAAGUUGACAAUCUUGCUGAGCUUCUGGAAGCCCGAAAUGAACCCCAUGAAAGCGGGACAGCUACUACCACAUCUUCCAUUAUUCCCAGUAAGAGAAGGGAGGAGGAGAAACAAAGAGAGGAAUCCCUUGGUUCCAUAGAUGGGCUUUCUGGGGCUAACAAGCGCUCCAGACGUCAGAAAAAUAAUAAUAAUGACGCUCUUGAGAACAUCGCCAUAGUUCACCAUGAUGAAGGGAUCAGCGGUGGCACUGCCAGGGAGAAGCGGAACAAAACCUCAAAGAAGAAACAGAGGUCCAAAGCCAAAGCUGACAGAGAGCCUUCACCUACAGAUCUACCUAUUGAUCCGAAUGAGCCUACUUACUGCUUGUGUGAGCAGGUGUCAUUUGGAGAGAUGAUUGGUUGUGAUAACGAUGAAUGUCCAAUUGAAUGGUUCCAUUUUUCAUGUAUUGGGCUUAAUCACAAACCCAAAGGAAAGUGGUACUGCCCAAAAUGUAGGGGAGACACAGAGAAAACCAUGGACAAAUCAAAAAAGGAGAGGGCAUAUAAUAGGUAA